Molecule: messenger RNA, 5520 nt
Organism: Ictalurus punctatus (channel catfish)
Lineage: Eukaryota; Metazoa; Chordata; Actinopteri; Siluriformes; Ictaluridae
Gene: mapk9
Product: mitogen-activated protein kinase 9
Exons: 13
Coding region: 313-1578 (421 amino acids)
Biological process (GO): protein phosphorylation; JNK cascade
Cellular component (GO): nucleus; cytoplasm
Molecular function (GO): JUN kinase activity; ATP binding
Source: RefSeq, a predicted model, not a curated record
CUCUCUCUCUCACACACACACACACACACACAGACACACACACACAGACUAUUCUACAGACCUCCGCCCCUGUAGCCAUGCCGCCGAAACACGGGCAACACUUCGGCUUUUACCCCGAAAACCAUUAGAGACUUAGCGGACACCGCAGCGGCACUUCCGCAGUCCAGGCUGUAGCUGUUAGCUAGCGUGUAUGGGAGUGAACUGGAGAAAAGCGAGGAGCUGAGGAGGAGUUUAUGGGAAAUAUGGGAAUGAAGCACCAGAGGAGAUAAAGUCAAGGUCUGAAUUGUCCAGCGGCACUCAGAUAGAGGAGCCAUGAGUGAAGGGGACGGACAUUUUUACAGCGUGCAGGUGGGGGACUCCACCUUCACAGUGCUGCGGCGGUACCAGCAGCUCCGCGCUAUCGGCUCCGGGGCGCAGGGCAUCGUCUGCUCUGCUCUGGACACCGUCUUGGGCAUCCCUGUAGCUGUAAAAAAGCUCAGCCGGCCUUUUCAGAACCAGACCCACGCCAAGCGAGCCUACAGAGAACUGGUGCUGCUCAAAUGCGUCAAUCACAAGAAUAUCAUUUGUUUACUCAACGUCUUCACACCUCAGAAGUCCUUGGAGGAGUUUCAGGAUUUGUAUCUGGUGAUGGAGCUGAUGGAUGCCAGCCUGUGUCAGGUGAUCCACAUGGACCUGGACCAUGAGAGGAUGUCCUACUUGCUUUACCAAAUCCUGUGUGGCAUCAGACACCUGCAUUCUGCUGGUAUCAUCCACAGGGACCUGAAACCAAGUAAUAUAGUGGUGAAAUCAGACUGCACUUUAAAAAUCUUAGACUUUGGCCUGGCCAGGACCGCCUGCACCAACUUCAUGAUGACCCCAUACGUGGUGACCAGAUACUACAGAGCGCCGGAGGUCAUUUUAGGCAUGAAGUAUAAGGAGAACGUGGAUAUUUGGUCAGUGGGCUGCAUCAUGGGGGAGAUGGUGAAAGGCAGUGUUAUAUUCCAAGGCACUGAUCACAUUGACCAGUGGAAUAAGGUUAUCGAGGUGCUGGGAACUCCUUCUCUAGAGUUCAUGAACCGUUUGAUGGAGACAGUGAGGAACUAUGUGAUGAAUAAGCCACAUUUCCCUGGAGUCAGCUUCAGCGAGCUCUUCCCAGACUGGGCUUUCCCAUCAGAGACCGAGCACGACAAACUUAAGACUAGUCAAGCUCGGGACCUGUUGUCAAAAAUGCUGGUAAUCGAUCCAGAGUCUCGCAUCUCUGUCCAGGAAGCCCUGAAUCAUCCCUACAUCCAUGUGUGGUACGACCCAGCUGAGGCUGAUGCGCCCCCGCCUCAAAUCUCAGAUAAACAGUUGGAGGAGAGGGAACACAGCAUAGAACAAUGGAAAGAGCUGAUUUAUAAAGAGGUGAUGGACUGGGAAGAAAGGAACAAAAAUGGUGUCCUAAAGGAGGAGUGCUUUGUAGAUGGUUUGAACAGCAGUGCUACAGCCUCUCAGUCCUCGUCAAUUAAUGACAUCUCGUCUAUGUCCACCGAGCAGACGCUGGCCUCAGACACGGAUAGUUCCUGCAUAGACACCAUCGCUGGGGGAUUAGAGGAGUGACUGCUGUGAGAGCCUCCAUAGCGCUCUCUCUCUCUCUCUCUCUCUCUCUCUCUCUCUCUCUCUCUCUCUCUCUCUCUCUCUGUGUCUGUGUCUGUGUGUCUGUUUCUCUCUCUCUCUCUCUCUCUCUCUCUCUCUCUCUCUCUCUCUCUCCCCUUCUCUUCCUCCGCCACACAUUUUUCCAGAUGGCAGUGUGGGCCCUGACUUGUUCAAGACAGACAUGCUGUGACUCUCUGGGGCUCUUCUUGCACAGAAUCAUUUUCACCUAGUUUCUUUGCAUUCAACUACGUUCCAUAGCCUAACCGUUUGAGAAGUAAGGCUAAGUACAUAUUUUAGAGCAGGAACUAAAAUGGUCCCUGUAGCUGUGGCCAAUUUGGUCUGAUUUCUUUCAUGGAAAUGUGCCUAAAGAUUUUGGAGUUCCUUCAAAGGUUCCUGCAGUGGAAUUAUUCUAAUUAGUUAGGUGGCACAUAGUUGGAAAAGCAGAUUCUAAAUUUACCUUUCAUGUUAAAAUGACCUGUUAGCUUAUUGUUCACAUGUAGGCAUGUCUAAACACAGUUUACCUUUGAUCCCUAUUUCAGUUUAAUUUCCUGCUAAUGGAUUAGACGAAACUAUAAUGAACUUUUGCUUGAAUUAUAACUAUGUUCAAGUUCAUGGUACUUUCCUUAGUCACUACCCUCCCCUCUCUUCCUACGUUUCUUUCUCUCUCCAUUCCACGUAGCUGAUAUUAUCUUUCCUAUUCUCACUCAAGAAGCACCGACACUCCUGAAACAAGCUAAUCAAUAGCCAGUUCUGUCUUCUGGAAAUGUUCAAGUUCUCAAUGCUCUGUGUUAAAGUAUUGCAUGCCACUCAUCUUUAAGAAAGUAUAUGUUUACAGGCCCCCUGAUUAUGCCUGAAUACGCUUACGAAAUGUUAAUGCCUGCCUCUGUAUAUAGACAUGAUACAACCAUGUUUUCAAUCAGAGAACUUGAUAAUGCAUCUCACUCAUAUAGGGUGUAGCCAUGUAUAUACGUAUAUAGAUUAAGUGUACCUUUUUGUCUGUGUUGUGAAAGCCCGAUUUUACAGCUUCUCUAAAUAUGGUUUAGCAAAAGUACUGUAUGCCAUACACUUUAUUUUGAACCAGUUGUCUAUUGUUGGGAAUUGGAUUUGUUGCAGAUGAAAGAAAAAGCUGCACAGAGUAAGCAGCGGUCAAUGUCAGGGUUCGUACAAGGUGCUUGAAGUGCUUGAAUUUGACUUUUUGUAAUGUAACUACUGAAACUUUGAAAAUCUCCUUUUUUUUUUUAGUCUAGUGGUGCUUAAAAAGUGCUUGUAUUCUAAAAAGUCAAUGAUUACAAAAUUGCUAAAUAACUUUUAAAUGUUUAUUUUAACUUUAAAAUGUUUAUUUUUGAUAGAACACAAAUACAAUCCUUUCAUUCUAUAUAUGACUCCCUGCUGCAGCCCCUCCCCCUCCUCUCCUAUCACUGUUCACUCACUCAUUUGAACAGAAACAGCCAACUUUCCAGGCUCCUUUAGUGGCUUUUUUUUCUGCCAAAAAAAAAGCACCUAGUGACAAUUCUAGCGACAUUUUAGACCAAUCUUAACUACUUCCCAUAGAAGAGAGUGGCCAGUACUGCCCCGUGCGUGAGCAAGAGGUCCUGUUCCCCCCUGCAGGUACACCUCUCUCUACAGCUACUCUGUUCAGUGAGGGGCAGAGAGAGAGGAGCACAUUCGGUAUGAGAGAAAGAAUAAGAAAGACAUUGUGUCGCAUUUUACAUUUUGCCUGUAAAUAUAGCCAAAAUCACAGCACACAUGUGUACGGUGAUUUUGUCAGACAACGUCGCAGUUAUAAAUCAGGAUUUUAGCAGAGAAGCAGCUUGGAAGUGAUUGCUGGUUAACAUGUAGUCUCUUAAUGCGCUGUGUUUCAGUCACUAUUUCAUAGUUGUUCCGUUGUCUGACAACAGAAAUACAAAAAUAUGUAAAUGAGAACAGCUUUAUUGGGAAUUCGGCUGUAUUAAAGUACAGAACGUGAGCACGGAGAGUAGGAGAGAAGUAAACAGAUGUGAAGGCUGACACUAGGCAGAAUGCAAAUAUGUGAAGACGUAAUGAAUAUGCUAAUUAGCUCAUGACAUCAUCCAGCAACAUUUAGCGACUUUCCAUUGAAAGUUGUUGGAACAGUGAUCCUGUCACUCACCUGGACUGUGUUGACGUUCUGCUGAAGACGCAGCAAUGUCUGGGAAAUGCAAAUUUAGUCCAGUGUGGCUGGAAAAGGCACCAUAUAAAAAUUGGUUGUGUUUUAUUAUUACAAUAUAUGAGAAUAUGUUUGAAGGAAAUCUCUUGUAUAGUCCUUGAAAACAAAACAAAAAUAGUCCUUGAAAGUCCUGGAAUUUCAUUCUGAAGCAUCUGUACGAACCCUGUCGUGUGUACGUAUUGAUGAGGAACGAUAAAACUGUGGAAGCAGCGCACAAAUUUUCCUUUCCGUAUCAUUCCAAAAAACAAUUCUGCAUAACCAGCGCCGUUCGUAAGUCAUUUGUGAGAAUUGUACAUGAGCUCAAAAUAGAUGAUUUGCAUUUUAAAAAAAUUUCAUAACCAUAAGGAUGUUUUGCAAAUCAAAUUUGUAUUUUUUUUUUAUUUUUUUUUAUUUAUUUUAUUUUUUUUUAAAAACACUUAUUGAAGACCAAUGCCCUCUUACCCUUUUACGGAAAGAAAAUUAGCUUUAUUUUAUACUCAACUCUUCCGAGAGAGAUUAUAUGGUUCCCCUGUGUAUGCAUUCUACAUUUUCACUGCAUUUAGUAGUUGGCAUGCUGUGGCUGAGCACAGCAAGUAGCAUUGUACUAUAAAUCUCUUGUCCUGUUAACACAGUAGCAUGAGCAGUCCAUUGUUACUCCUCUAUCCAGUUUUUCUUUUUCUUUUUUGCCCUGGGAAAGGAACCAUCACUUAACAUUGUCUGUGCUGAGACUUGAAAACAAAAGAACAAAGUAUAAAAUUCCGGUGUAUAAUCUAGCUAUUGUUUUAAAGAAAUGCAUGAAAGCCGUUGUUCAGUGCAAAUCUUACUUGUACCAGGGAAUGUUUCUUCUAAAGGUGUCGUUGAAGAUCAUUUCCUCAGUUAUAUAAACCACUCUAAGCCUCAUUAUUGACUCACCUGGAGGUGAACAUAGCUGGCUUCAUCUUCAUGCGGUGUGUAUGCACCUCAGGCUUCUUGUGAUGGACUUUCAAAACGAACCAUCAUUGAGCGAUGCACACAGAAGUGCAGCCUCAGUAUCACGAACAAUCCUCAUGCCUUAAUAUCCUCGCCAUUUCUUUUCCAGUCUGGUCUGACAAUUAAGAAGCUUUAUGUGGAUGGACAGAAUGAUUGAAGACAUUAUCUGUCACCAGGCAGCAUUAUUUGCUUUUGCACAAUAGCUUUCAUACACAUUCAUACACAUUUCUAUAAAAUUGCUGUAAAGUAGCAUCAAUACAAGAUGCAGGUGUGUGUGUGUAUGUGUGUAACCUCACCUGGUUCUUCUUUUCAUAAUAGUAGCACGGUAAUAAUGUAUUACGAUACAUUAUGUAUUGCAAUAGUGCACUGUUGGUGUUUUUUUUCCCCCCCUCUAAACGUUCGCAAUUUUGUUAAUGAACAUGAAUUCUGUAAGCACUUGAACAAAAGUGAGCUUUGUGGUAUUAAAUCCCAGUGCAAGCUGGCAAUUGACUCUCUUAAGGGCUUACCGGUGUUUCAGAAGGUGUGUCUGUGACAUUUUUGUCACUUUGACAAUCUGUAUGGCUAAACCAACACUUUUACCCAACACUUUUACCCAACACUUUUAAUUAUUUUUUAAUUUUCUUUUUUAAACCAUAAUUUCAUCACUCAAAAACAUUUCUGGAAAAACCUAUGAAAUAUCCUAACUGCUAUGUAUGAAUAAUACUCUUACCGCUUCUUUGUGGUUUCUAUUGUAGUGUCGCGUAUGGAUGUGCUCUUUGUGGGUUGCUGAAAUG